Gastrolobium bilobum is the source of this 2548-nucleotide messenger RNA. RefSeq names its product protein NPGR2. Bases 200 to 2326 code for a protein of 708 amino acids. The record is from RefSeq and is a predicted model, not a curated record. The transcript has 6 exons. Gene Ontology annotation, molecular function: protein binding. Lineage: Eukaryota; Viridiplantae; Streptophyta; Magnoliopsida; Fabales; Fabaceae.
GUUCCAAUUUUCGUUUUGUUUCUGUUCUAUUUCUACCCCAAUUUCAGUUUAUGUGAAUUUGAUCAUACACGAGGAAAAAGGGCAGAGAAAAAAAAAACAAAACUCAGCUAUAAAAAAAGUAAAUAAGAAAAGAUUUUUUGAGUGAAGAAAAACAGUAUGCGGAGCAGGAUUAGACAUAUGAGAAUUUUGCAGGAGGAUAAUGAAGUGCUUGCGCUCAGGGGAGCCAUUAGGAGGAGCAGAUGAAAUGUUUCCUUCAUCUGAAUCUCUUGCAACCAAGAAUUUUUCAGCAAGUGGACAUUCUUGCCUUGACAAGAAGCUGGACACUGGCAAUAUAGAAGAAGCUGAAUCAUCCUUGCGUGAGAGUGGUGUCCUGAACUAUGAGGAAGCUAGAGCUCUGCUAGGAAGAUAUGAAUAUCAGAAAGGAAAUUUUGUAGCUGCUUUACAUGUCUUUGAGGGAAUAGAUAUAAGUAUUGUGACUCCUAAGAUCAAAAUUGCCCUUUCCAGAAGCAGAGAACGCAAUAAGAAACAUUCCCAUAAUCAUGCUGAACCGCAAAUGUCUAUACAUGCUAUCGGCUUACUAUUGGAAGCAGUCUUCCUAAAAGCAAAAUCUUUGCAGGUUCUUGAAAGGUUUAAAGAAGCUGCCCAAUGUUGUAAAGUUAUUCUGGACAUAGUAGAGUCUUCAUUGCCUGAAGGCUUGCCUGAUAACUUUGGUGCUGAAUGUAAAUUGCAGGAGACCCUGAGCAAGGCAGUUGAGCUGCUACCAGAAUUAUGGAAACUUGCUGAUUGUCCACGUCAAGCUAUUUUGUCUUACCGACGAGCACUCCUUCAUCAAUGGAAUCUUGACGUAGAGAAUACAACAAAGAUUCAGAAAGAAUUUGUUGUUUUUCUUCUACAUAGUGGAGGAGAAGCAGCACCCCCUAAUCUCCGUUCUCAAAUGGAUGGCUCAUUUGUACCUAGAAACAAUAUAGAAGAGGCUAUACUUCUUUUAAUGAUUUUGUUAAGAAAAGUCUCUCUAAAUAGAAUUGAAUGGGAUCCUUCAAUUUUAGACCACCUUUCAUUUGCUCUGUCUAUUUCAGGAGAUUUGACAGCUUUAGCCAAUCAAUUGGAAGAAUUGCUCCCCGGGACUAUCCCUCGGAGAGAAAGUUACCAUUCUCUAGCUCUUUGUUAUUAUGGAGCAGGUAGGGACUUGGUAGCACUGGAUCUUCUCAGAAAAUUGCUGAGUAGUAGAGAGGACCCAAAACAUGUUCCAGGUUUGUUAAUGGCUUCUAAGUUAUGUUCUGUGAACUCUAGUCUUGCAGAAGAAGGGGUAAGCUUUUCUCGCAGAGUGAUUGAGAACUUGGAUGGCAGAUGUAAUCAGUUAGAAAAUGUUGCCAAUUUCUUUCUUGGUGUUUCGCUUUCAGCACACUCAAAAUUGGCCGUUUCUGAUUCUGAGAGGUUUAAGAGACAAUAUGAAGCACUUCAUGCCCUGGAAACUGCUAGCAGAAUGACAAGAAUGAGAGACCCCCUUGUACUAUACCAUCUCAGUUUAGAAUAUGCAGAGCAAAGGAAGUUGGAUACUGCACUUUAUUAUACAAAGUGCUUUUUAAAACUGGAAGGUGGUUCUAAUGUUAAAGGUUGGUUAUUGUUAACUCGGAUAUUAUCAGCUCAAAAACGGUUUUUGGAUGCUGAAUCUAUUAUCAAUGCCGCUUUAGAUCAGACUGGGAAAUGGGAUCAGGGUGAUUUGUUGCGAACAAAAGCUAAACUUCAAAUUGCACAGGGCCACUUAAGGAAUGCCAUUGAGACGUAUACUCAGCUUCUUGCUGUUCUUCAAAUUCUGAGUAAAAGUUUUGGUUCCGGGAAGAAGCUAUAUAAGGACAAUAGAGAUCGUGCUAGGAACUUGGAAGUGGAAAUAUGGCACGAUCUUGCUAAUAUAUACAUCAGUCUUUUACAGUGGCAUGAUGCGGAGGUGUGUCUUUCAAAAUCUAAGGCCAUCAAACCAUACUCUGCUUCUAGAUGUCAUGCAUUAGGUAGAAUGUAUGAAGCAAAGGGCCUUUACAAAGAGGCUCUAAAAGCUUUCCGUGAUGCUUUGGACAUUGAUCCUGGCCAUGUCCUCAGCUUAAUCUCCACCGCCGUAGUUCUUAGACGAUGCAGUGAUCAAUCAAAUCCUGCAGUAAGAAUCUUUCUGAUGGAUGCAAUACGGCAUGAUAGAUUGAGUGCUUCUGCUUGGUAUAAUCUUGGCCUUCUUCACAAGGCUGAGGGUACAGUGUCAUCAUUAGUAGAAGCUACAGAAUGUUUUCAGGCAGCACACUUUCUUGAAGAAUCUGAACCGGUUGAAACUUUUAGAUGAAUGAUUGAUUCUAUAUAUAUAACUCAAGGGGUUGGUCUAGUGCUAGAAACAAGCUUGUGAUGCAUGGUUAUCCUAGCUAUACUUAUUUCUUGGGGUUAGAUAACAAGGAAUUUUUCCUGUGAGUGAGGAAUAAAUCUUUGUAAGGCUCUUGUCUAGGCAUUGACGAUUUGUUUUUGACCUUAUAAACAUAAUGAAGCAGUAGUACUAAAGAUUUAUUCGUGA